Epinephelus fuscoguttatus (brown-marbled grouper) is the source of this 2794-nucleotide messenger RNA. RefSeq names its product FKBP prolyl isomerase 9 (gene fkbp9). Lineage: Eukaryota; Metazoa; Chordata; Actinopteri; Perciformes; Serranidae. Gene Ontology annotation, molecular function: calcium ion binding; peptidyl-prolyl cis-trans isomerase activity. Bases 128 to 1828 code for a protein of 566 amino acids. The record is from RefSeq and is a predicted model, not a curated record. The transcript is spliced from 10 exons.
GGGGCAGGACUUCUUAUCCAAGUCUGAGUAGAGGAAAUCAAAGCACCGGAGAACAGGGAGGCAGCACACACUCACACAGGCCGUACCUCACUUAUCUCCAUCGUCUGAAGGUUUGUCAGCAGAGAAAAUGAACCAGUGUUUGCAGGGGAUGCUGUUUCUGUCGGUUCUGGUGGCGUUCGCCGCCUGCAACGCUCCUCCGGUACCGUUAGACGACAUCCUCAUUGAGAAAACUUUCGUGCCAGAGGAGUGUGUGCGCGCAGUCAAAGUGGGGGAUUAUGUCAGGUAUCACUACAACGGCGUGUUUCCGGACGGCAAGAAGUUCGACUCGAGUUACGACCGUGGCAGCACCUACAACGUGUUUGUGGGCAAGAAGCAGCUGAUCGAAGGGAUGGACAAAGCUCUGGUGGGGAUGUGUGUCAACGAGAGACGCCUGGUCAAGAUCCCACCUCACCUCGCAUACGGAAAAAGGGGAUACGGUGACAUCAUCCCCCCUGACUCCAUCCUCCACUUUGAUGUCCUGCUCCUUGACGUGUGGAACCCAGAGGAUGGCGUCCAGAUCAAAACCUACCACACCCCCCCCACCUGCUCCAGAAAAGUGGAGGUGUCUGACUACGUUCGCUACCACUAUAACGGCACACUGCUGGACGGGACACUGUUUGAUUCCAGCCACACCCGCAUGCGUACCUAUGACACAUACGUUGGGAUCGGGUGGCUGAUCGCUGGUAUGGAUCAGGGCCUUCUGGGGAUGUGUGUUGGAGAGAGACGCAUCAUCACUAUGCCACCAUCACUUGGAUAUGGAGAGAAUGGAGACGGUAGUGACAUCCCAGGACAGGCAUCUCUUGUGUUUGAUGUCGUGCUUCUGGACCUCCACAACCCCAGAGAUGGGAUCACAGUGACCAAUCAGGUGGUGCCCGAGCCCUGCACGAGGAAGACCGUCGCUGGAGACUUUGUACGCUACCACUACAACGGCAGCCUCCUUGAUGGAACAUUUUUUGAUUCCAGCUACUCUCGUAAUCGCACCUAUGACACCUAUGUGGGACAAGGCUACGUGAUUGCCGGCAUGGAUGAAGGUCUGAUUGGAGUCUGUGUCGGAGAGAGGCGCACCGUCAUCAUCCCCCCACAUCUUGGCUAUGGAGAGGAGGGCACAGGCUCUAAGAUCCCUGGCUCAGCUGUGCUGGUGUUUGACGUUCACAUCAUCGACUUCCACAACCCAUCAGACAGCACUGUGGUGACCGUAAUUCACAUGCCGGAUGAGUGUGAUAAGCAAACCAAGAAGGGAGACUUUGUCAAGUAUCACUACAACGCCUCUCUGAUGGACGGCUCAUCCAUCGACUCCACGUAUAAUUAUGGAAAGACAUACAACAUCGUCCUGGGAGCCAACCAGAUAGUCCCAGGGAUGGAGGAUGGACUGAUGGACAUGUGUGUAGGAGAGAGAAGACACCUUGUCAUUCCUCCUCACCUGGGCUAUGGGGAGAGAGGAGUCACUGGGGAAGUUCCAGGGAGUGCUGUGCUGGUGUUUGACAUCGAGCUUGUAGAGAUGGAGGAAGGACUCCCUGAAGGCUACAUGUUCAUCUGGAAUGAGGAUGUAUCUCCCGACCUCUUCACUGAGAUGGACACAGAUAAGGACAAGCAGGUGGAGCCCUCUGAGUUUACUGACUACAUCAUGAAGCAGGUGAGCGAGGGUAAAGGCCGCCUGGCUCCCGGCUUCGAUCCUUAUCGCAUCAUUGAAAACAUGUUCUCCAACCAGGACCGCAAUGGAGACGGAAAGAUCACAGAGGCAGAGUUCAAACUAAAAGCAGAUGAAGCCACCACUCACGAUGAGCUAUGACGGGGCUGAGUGUAAAACUCAGAUCAGGGUGAAGGCUGAAGGGUCAGACAGCGGGGUUGUUAUACAUAUGUGGGUGGUAGAGUAGAAAAUGAUGGGGUUGUGUGUGUAAAGUGAGUGGGUGUGAAGCGAGAGAGAUUUUGUUUUAUUUUUAUUUUGAAGAUUUAGAUGAUGGUCAAAGGGCGUCUUGUCCUUUAGAGGGAUAGUUCAGAUUUUUUGAAGUGGGGUUGUAUGAGGCACCUAUCCAUAGUUAGUGUGUUACAUAGAGUAGCUGUCAGUGGGCAUGCUCCCAGUUUGGAGAAGCAGACAAGGAUACUUCCACAGAAGCUAAGCAAUGCACUGCUGUGGACAGGUGCAGCAAGAAAACAUAUUUUAGCCGCCUAAAAUGAGGACUAUGUGAUUGCCAAAGCCAGUGUGAGAUAGGAAGAUGUAAAGAUAACUUCAGAAAAACAAAGAAAAAAUGUAGACAUUGCUAUUUAAUUUAACAUAGAAAUCAGCACAGUGCAAGUGGUCAGCACAGGAAUAUACAAGCGAUCAAGGUAGCGACAGACCAGCAACUCCCAUGUUAAACGAUGGAAAAUUCUGAAGAGAGCAGUGUAACGGCUUCAGUUCAUCACCUGUUUGAAGGCAAGAUAAAGUAAUAAAAAAUAUGUUUUACUGCUGCCCCCAUCUACUGCAAUACUUUGCUUAUCUUUUGGGGUGGUGCUGUCUGCUUCUCCACACUGGGGGCACUGACUAUGGGUAAGUCCCCCAUACAACCCCACUUCAAAAAAACCUGAACUAUGCUUUUAGGAGCCAAAUGAGUCUGAGAAGAAGAAAGAGCGUGAUUUAGGAGUGAGAUUAUUUUGAGAUCUAAAUACUGGGAAGAAAACAGGGUCUACGAUGACAGCGAAUGACCUUUUUUUACCUCCUCUCCCAUCAAGUUGUUGUCUUGUUUUAUGUGACUUUUUUUUAUUUGAAGGGUACAAA